Messenger RNA from Protopterus annectens (West African lungfish), 3290 nucleotides. It is a transcript of the gene GSR, whose product is annotated as glutathione-disulfide reductase. The record is from RefSeq and is a predicted model, not a curated record. Gene Ontology annotation, molecular function: flavin adenine dinucleotide binding; NADP binding; glutathione-disulfide reductase (NADPH) activity. Gene Ontology annotation, cellular component: mitochondrion; cytosol. The transcript has 13 exons. The coding region runs from base 333 to 1856 and encodes 507 amino acids. Lineage: Eukaryota; Metazoa; Chordata; Ceratodontiformes; Protopteridae. Gene Ontology annotation, biological process: cell redox homeostasis; glutathione metabolic process; cellular response to oxidative stress.
GUUUAAAGGAAGUGGGACAGAGCUAAAAUGUGAGUCAAAGGUAGACACAUCCCUGAAAAUCGUUACAGGUGAGAGGAAACAAACCGUCUUAAAUCUGAGAGGAUCUUUCCCUGCAUGCAUAACCACCUUAGAUAAAAAUCAGCCUGCUUGGUAACAAAAGAAAGUAUGCACAUUCCAAAAUGCAAGCAGAUCUGACUCAGUGAAGCUGACUCUCUUGCAUAACGUUCCAGUGUUUGGAAGCCUUACUCGCUUUGCAACUCAGAGUGACUAAGCACUGAGGUCGGUCCCACCCCUAACGACGAUACAGCUAAGGCUGGGCUUGGGGAUGCGACAUGUUCCGCCUCACCUUGGGCAAAGCUUAUUCUCUGCUGCGUUCCGGGAGUUCCGUAUCAUUUAGCCUCUGCCCUGGUUCCAGUAACGGUGCUAUAAAACUAACAGUUUGGUCUCAAGCAUCCUGCAGCACUAUGGCACCUAAACCCUACGACUACUUAGUGAUCGGCGGUGGAUCAGGAGGAUUGGCCAGCGCCCGAAGAGCAUCCGAACUUGGAGCACGGGUCCUCCUUAUUGAAGAAGGAAAGCUAGGCGGUACUUGUGUGAAUGUCGGAUGUGUACCUAAAAAGGUGAUGUGGAAUACAGCUGUCCAUGCUGAAUAUGUUCAUGACCAUGUUGAUUAUGGCUUUAGUUGCCCUGAUGUGAAAUUUACUUGGCGCACAAUUAAAGAGAAGCGGGAUGAUUAUGUAAAACGUCUGAAUGAUAUCUAUCAACGUAAUUUGGAUAAGGCACAUAUAGAAGCUGUUCAUGGUCAUGCUGUAUUUACAUCUGAUCCUGAGCCUACUGUAGAAGUCAGUGGUAUAAAGUACACAGCACCUCACAUUCUAAUUGCUACAGGAGGACACCCAUCUCUACCUAGUGACGCUGUAAUUCCCGGAGCAAGUCUUGGCAUCACCAGUGAUGGGUUUUUUGAGCUUGAGGAGUUACCAAGACGUUCUGUCAUUAUUGGUGCUGGUUAUAUUGCUGUGGAGAUAGCAGGAAUCCUUUCUACACUGGGAUCCAAAACAUCUCUUCUCAUUCGACAUGACAAGGUGCUGAGAAAUUUUGACUCGCUCAUAAGUUCAAACUGCACAGAAGAACUUCAAAAUGCUAAUAUUGAUGUUCGGAAGUAUACACAGGUUAAAUCUGUCACAAAGGCUGCUGAUGGUUUAGAAGUAACUGUGGUGACUGCUGUGCCAGGUCAACAAACUGAGAUCAGCACAAUCAAGCAGGUUGACUGCCUUCUGUGGGCUAUUGGUCGGGACCCAAACACGAAGGGGCUUAAUCUAGAGAAACUGGGAGUGAAUCUAGAUAAGAAGGGCCAUAUUGUGGUAGAUGAGUUUCAGAACACAAAUAAGAAGGGUACCUAUGCUAUUGGAGAUGUAUGCGGAGUAGCUCUUUUAACACCAGUCGCAAUAGCUGCUGGAAGAAAACUUGCUCACAGAUUAUUUGAAGGAAAAGAAGAUUCCAAACUGGAUUAUAGCAACAUUCCAACAGUGGUAUUCAGUCAUCCUCCUAUAGGAACAGUGGGAAUAACUGAAGAACAAGCCACAGCUAAAUAUGGUAAAGAAAAUGUGAAGAUCUACCUAACUUCUUUCACUCCAAUGUAUCAUGCUGUUACAAAGAGGAAAACAAAAUGUGUCAUGAAACUAGUGUGCAGUGGAAAAGAAGAGAAGGUGGUGGGAUUGCACAUGCAAGGAAUAGGGUGCGAUGAAAUGCUUCAAGGGUUUGCUGUUGCAGUCAAAAUGGGAGCAACUAAAGCAGAUUUUGACAAUACUGUUGCCAUUCACCCUACUUCGGCAGAAGAGCUGGUUACUCUGCGUUAGGCCAGUGGUAUUUCUGCACCCUAUCAGAAAGUGGAGCAAACAGAACACAGAAGAUGCAGCUUCAGCUGAAAUAACCUUCAAAGAGAGCUUUAUUAUCACAUCUGUGAAUCACCAAGCCUUGUAAAUGACUGUAGUUAAGGCCUGGCAAACUGGAAGUUCUCAAAAAAAGUUUUUAAUGCAACUUCACUUUUCAUGAAAUUCAAGUGCAAUGGAAUUCACCCAACAAGCACAUAUAAAAAUCUUUGGUAAACUAUCCAGAACAGCUAUAGACAUAAUUAUGUAUAAUGGUUAGAAUUUUAAUUUUUUCUGAUAAAAGAGUACAAUCACAAUGAAUUCCAUAAUUCAGCAUUGAGAGUUCCUGACAUGUAUAUAUGGAAACAAAAUCAAAUAUGGUUACACAAGAACUGCUUUUUUUAAAAAAAUUAAUUUGUCCUGUAAGGUUUGGGAAAGUUUUCUUUGGCAUUCCAUUCAGUUGUUCUUGUGACUCAAAUCAAUUUAGCCUUAAAUAAGUGAUGAAAAUAUGCUUUAGAGAAGCAUCUUGCAUAGGCAUUAUAAAUGCUUAUUGAAUAGAUGGAAUUAAGAUAGUAUUUUAAGUGUUAUAUUUAACAGAACUGUACAUCUGAAAGAUGGUAAGGGUUAAAAAUGGUUUCUCACUGGCAGACUACCAGGUACUUCAAUGUACGCGCGCACACGCACACGUAUAUAUCAUAAUAAUAGUAAAACAUUUCCUAGCUGUAAAUCUGCUAAUGGGUAUGACUGAAAGGGGGUCUGAGUAAAAUUUGGAGCAGCUGUAAUGCCUCGUAGUUAAUUAGUCGUGAGUAAGCUGCUUUAUGCAACUCUGCAAUUAAAUAGCUAAUAAAUAAAUGCAUUUUUUCUUUACUUUCUACAGGCAAGGCAAGUCUGUUUGCUACUCAAUGAUCAUAGAUCACUGUAGAAAAAAAAGUGCCUGUGCCCAGUGAACCUUUUGCAGUUAAAAAAAAUUGCAGCUGCAUGGACGUUAUAGAGGUAAUGUGUAGCUCAGAGUUGUUCCAAGUUGUAUUGCACUGCAGUCACUUCAAAAAAAAUGGCCAAUGGUCACCAGUGGUAUUUUAUAAGAGAGAAAUAUUUUUUUAGAAGUAUUUUGUUCUUCAUAAAAAUGUUUGUAGAUCUCUUUUCCGAUAGGAAAGAAAUCCUGUGUUUAUUUUCAGUUUAUAGCUCCUCAGAUCUCUGAAAAAAGUUAUUUCAGUUAGUGGUUGCUAAAACAUUUGCUCAGAGCUUUAGGCUCUAAUUUUUAUAUUUUCAUAUGAUUUUUCUGGUUUUCAUAUUCUCGAAAGAUGCAAGACCACAUAUUCUGUAUGUAUAUAUAUUGGUCUAAUGACUGUCUCAUUAUAAUGAAUAUUUAAGAAAAGUACUUUUUCAUGUCAUGGUGUACAAUUAAAACUCUGUCUAAAACAA